UAAACGAAUGUUCCUAUAAAAAAAUCUGAUAUUAAAACCUUGUGUCCAUAAUAUUAGAAAUUAAUUCGAAAUCGCGGACAGAAGAAAAAUCCGACAGAGAAAUCAUAUUGAUCGGUUAGUCGAAAUAGCCAUUGAUUCUUUCUCCGAAAUUUCAGACGGAGAGAAAACUAAUCGCAGUUGUUAUUUCAGUUAAUUAAUCCAUAUGGUUAAUCAAUAUUUUCCUCAUUCGAGAUCUCGAAUGAGGAAAAUCUAUCUCUAGCAUUGUGAGUACAAGGCUUUAGGAAGGAUUUUUAGAGAGUAAAAAUGGACUCUCUGGUCGAGUGUCCAACCGAAAGAUAGCGCUACAUGUCGCGAGCAUCUGCCGACGUGUCGCAAAUACGAAUGUCUUGCGCGAAGUUGGUUCGUGCUUUCACAGAUUUUGCGAGGGUGGUCGUGCGGUUCACGUAGACACGGCCUAGCACGUACUUCUGUGGAUUCCUCGACUAUUAUCAUGUCUUCAGGCAAGAAAAACAAGAAGAAGAAGGGGGUGACUGUCGACCUGUGGUCGUUCUUGGCCGAGGGAAAUGGUCAGACUCCUAAUAUACCGCUGAAAUCAUCUAAUUGGGCCGACGACGUAGAAGAUGAUCAUGAAGGAUAUUCAUCAAGGAGCAGCAAAGAUCCAGUUAUUCUGCCAACUGCUCCAAGAGCUGCACGAGGACCAGGGAUUGAUGAAGAAAACAUCCCUACAAAUCCCCCUUAUGUAGCUUACAUAAGUAAUCUACCUUAUGACGUAGAUGAAACAGAUCUAGCAGAUUUUUUUGCGGAGAUGAAGAUUUCAAAUAUGCGUUUGCCAAAAGACGCAAAUAAAAUUAAGGGUUAUGGUUACGUCGAAUUCGAAGAUCGUCAGAGUCUAAUUGAUGCUCUUUCUAUGACAAAUACAACUAUUAAGACGAGACGAGUAAGAAUUGAAGUCUCGAAUAGCAGUAACGAUGAUCGUCGUGGUGGUAGGAUGGGCAGGGAUAGUCGUAGAGACACUUAUGAUGAUCCUGAACGCACAUCUGGUGACUGGAGAAGCGGACCGCGCGAAGAUUUGCUGGAUGGAGAUUCCUAUCGUAGUCGGUACGAUAAAGAUCGACGAGAUGAUAGAGAAAGACAUGAUUAUGAUAACAAACCAGGUGCAUGGCGUGAGAGAGAUAGCAACGAUAAGGGAUCAUCGUUUAAAGAAAGAGGCGGCUUCAGAGACGACAGCAGAGAUGGAGACAGGGACUGGAAUCGUUACAGUGAUAGAGGGAGAAGCAGAGACAGAGACGGAGACAGGAGCAGUAGUUUCGGGCCACGUCGUAAUUAUGAUCGUGAUUCUGAUUGGAAUCGCGAUCGCCGGCAAGAUCAAGAUGCGAAACCUGAGCCACGACAAAGACCGAAACUGCAAUUGCAACCUCGCACGAAACCCGUGGAGCCUAUUGUAGUUGCGGAAGAUUCGGUAGCUAAGGAAAGUACGACGGAAUCGAAAUCAACGACAAAUUCGGAAUCAACUCAACGAGCGCCAGCUGCUGCGCCUGUGGCAGCGACUAAUAUUUUUGGUGCUGCAAAACCUGUAGAUACCACUGCCCGUGAACGAGAGAUAGAAGAACGUCUCGCCAAGUCUUACGCAGAAUCACGAUCUCGAGAAGAGGCGGACAAUAGAGAACGUAAAGACGGCACUUGGGGUCGACGCAAUGGUGAAGGACGUGAUGACAAAGACAGGGACAAGGACAAAGAGAAAGAGAGGGGGCGGCCGGCUUGGCGAUCAGAGGAAGAUAGAGGUGCUCGGCUUGAGAGAUCCGCACCACGAUCUUUACCAACUCCCACUCGUUCUGUAGAAGAGCAAAGUGGAUCCAAAACAUCACCAGCUUCCCGUCCUGGGCCACUAAUAUCUAAAGGAUCUCAAAAAUCCAUUGAGAAAGAUACUCGCGCAGAAAGGGAUCGCAAAGAUAGAGAGAAAGAUGAAAUCAGUAGAAUGCCGAAGGCUAAAGAUGAACAAGCUCCGAAUUUUGUAGCUUCCAACAAAUAUUCCAUGCUACCUGAUGACGUGGAUCCCGACAAUAUUGAUGAAUAGUCUUAAUUGAUUGCAAUUUGAAUCAUACACUAAAUUGUGCCACAUCCAACACACAAUUUACGUAUUAUUAAUAUAAUUUGUUUUACUUCUAUUAUUGCAUGGAUUCGUCGUAAGCCAGGCAUUCUUGGCAUUACUCUACUGGAAUUAUUGUUGAUUUGUAUUUAAUCUCUAUUUUAAUAUCCUCUUAAUAUAACUCUAUUUCUAUAUACCAACUUAUAUAUUUACUUUACACCUUGAUACGAAAAAUUUCGGCAAAUGUCGCAAAUUUCUCGUAAAUCGAAUGAAUGAUUGCAUCAAACUUUUUGUAAUUGAUUUCAAAAAUAAUUACACUGUAUAUGGAGGUGUAGCAAUUGGAACUUUAUACAUCAUACUUAAUCUGCUGUACAGUAAUUGUACAAUAUGUGACUCGUUUACAUGUAAUAUAACAAUGCCAAUAUAGAAGGAAAUUAAAAUAAUAAGUAUAUGGGAACA
Pogonomyrmex barbatus (red harvester ant) is the source of this 2545-nucleotide messenger RNA. RefSeq names its product eukaryotic translation initiation factor 4B (gene eIF4B). NCBI's taxonomy places the organism in Eukaryota, Metazoa, Arthropoda, Insecta, Hymenoptera, Formicidae. Gene Ontology annotation, molecular function: RNA binding. The record is from RefSeq and is a predicted model, not a curated record.